Molecule: messenger RNA, 771 nt
Organism: Cynara cardunculus var. scolymus (artichoke)
Lineage: Eukaryota; Viridiplantae; Streptophyta; Magnoliopsida; Asterales; Asteraceae
Exons: 1
Coding region: 1-771 (256 amino acids)
Source: RefSeq, a predicted model, not a curated record
AUGUGGCGGAUUUUUAGCUUUGCGCUUUCUCAAAUUCAACCUUAUGUGAUGGCUUUGCAACUCCAUAUUCCAAAUAAGCAGAUGGUUAGAUUCAGAUAUGAUGAUAUAAUGACAGAUAUUGUUGCUAGAGAGAGUGGUAAACGAACAAUGUUGACUGCAUUUUUUGACAGAAAUAAAGAAGAAGAGAGUGCAAGACAAUAUUUAAAUAAAGACUUUCCAAAACAUUACACAUGGAAUGCGAUCGCACGUCGUUGGAAUCCGAGAAAACAAGGAUCAAUGAUAGGACGACUAGUUUAUGCUAAUCUCGCCGAAGAAGAGCGAUACUACCUACGCCUUCUUUUAUCUCAUAUUAGUGGGCCUACAUCUUUUAAAGAUCUAUUCACAGUCAAUAGCAUAGUAUACCCAACAUUCCGAAAAGCAGCACUUGAGAGAGGCUUAAUAGAGACAGACGAUAACUUAUCACAAUGUCUUGUGAAGGCUUCUUUGUUUCAGUUUCCCAAAGCUCUAAGGAGGCUAUUUGCGACAAUAUUAAUUUAUUGUGAGCCAGGAGAUAUUCGCAAGUUGUGGGAUCAGCAUUACGAUUCACUUUCAGAAGAUUAUAGACGACAAUGCGAAAGUGUUAACCGAGUUCGAAAUAUGGUCCUAACUGACAUCACAAGCUUUCUACAAUCUAUGGGUGAAACUCUUGAUGAUUUCGAUCUUCCAAAGAUAAAUGUAGAUACAACUUACAAUUUGGAAGUUUUCGUGAGGUACAAGAGGAAUACUCCGUAG